This is a messenger RNA of Naegleria gruberi, 1950 nucleotides long. RefSeq lists its product as uncharacterized. Gene Ontology annotation, biological process: cilium assembly. The transcript has a single exon. Bases 49 to 1923 code for a protein of 624 amino acids. Lineage: Eukaryota; Heterolobosea; Eutetramitea; Acrasida; Naegleriidae. Gene Ontology annotation, molecular function: protein binding. The record is from RefSeq and is a predicted model, not a curated record.
GUUCCAUUAGAUAGGUUCCGAAGAAUUAAACUUAUCAAUACAAUCAUCAUGCAGAAUCAAGCUUCAUCACUUUACUUAGAUACCGUGAUUGGUUUUAAUGGCACAGUCAAUACCGGAUUACACCUUCAUCCAAAUCAAAAACAUAUUAUCUAUCCCCUUGGUUCAACAGUGGUCAUUAAGGAAUUUGAAAACCUUGGGGUAGAUGAGUUUCUUUCGGGUCAUAAUGGUCCUAUCAGCUGCUUGGCUAUCUCAAAGACUGGUAGAUUUAUUGCAACAGGACAAACAACCCAUAUGGGAUUUAAGGCCGAUAUUAUCAUUUGGGAUUUCGAGGAAAGAAGACUUCUUCAUAGAUUAAAUCUUCACCAUGCUAAGGUAGAAUGCCUCUCAUUUAGUGAAGAUGAACAACUUUUGGUCAGUGUUGGUGGUAGAGAUGACAAUAAUAUUACUGUUUGGUACGUUCAAACUGGUAAGCCUGUUUGUGGUACGACAACAACAGCCCUCGGAACUUGUGUUCAAUUUUUCCAUAACGAUAGAAGCACAUUCAUGGUUGCUGGAAAGCAAAUGUGCAAAGUUUAUACAAUUGAUUUUGUUAAUAAGAGAUUGGACUUUAUCGAUUGCAAUCUUGGACAAGUUAAAAGAAUAUUUUCAUGCUUACUCAUUGAUGAUGAAGACAGUUAUGCAUAUAUGGGAUCUACAACUGGUGAUAUUAUUUGUGUUCAAUUAAAAGGUCCUAAAAACUUUAAGUUUAUGGGUCCAAAAGAAAAGAUUGUUCAAGGUGUUGAGAGUUUGUGUUUCUCUCCAUCUGGAAAAUCAAUAUUUAUUGGUGGUGGCGAUGGUAGUGUCACUGUUGUUGCAAAAGAUACUCUCCUUAAAAUUAGCUCUACAAUUCUUAUGGGUGGUGUGACAUCAAUUUGUGCUAGAGAAAGUGACAACAUAUUAAUUUGUGGAACAAACCAAUCUGUCAUUUAUGCAAUGAAGGGAUCAGGUAAACUUGAAGCUACAUUAAUUGCUACUUGCCAUAGCCAUAGAAUUAACGAUGUUUGUUAUCCAAGAGAAGCUAGUGAAAUUAUUGCAACAUGCUCAAUUAAUGAUAUUAGAGUUUGGAAUGUUCUUAAAUCAAAGGAGCUUCUUAGAAUUCAAGUUCCAAACUUGGAAUGUAACUGCAUCACUUUCAGUCCAACUGGUAAUGCUAUCAUCAGUGGUUGGAGUGAUGGAAAAAUCAGAGCUUUUGGUCCUCAAAGUGGUAAAUUAUUAUAUGUCAUAAAUGACGCACACAAGAUUUUGGGUCAAAAGAAGGUAUCAGGAAGAUUGGUAGGUGUGACAGCUAUCACCAUGUCUAGUGACUCUGAGAGAAUUGUAAGUGGUGGUAGUGACGGUCAGGUUAGAGUUUGGCAAGUAGCAAAAUCCUCACAAACAUUAGUAGCUUCAAUGAACGAGCACAAGGCAACCGUAAACUCUAUCCAUAUUAGAAGAGACAAUUCUGAAUGCGUGACAUCAAGCGACGAUGGCACCUGUAUUGUUUGGAAUUUGGACAAGUUUGUGAGAGCAAACAUUAUUUAUGCUCCAACUUAUUUCAGACAAAUUUGUUAUCUUAAUGACGAAUCUCAAUUGUUGACUUGUGGAUCAGAUAAGCAAGUAACCUAUUGGGAUGCAUAUGAUUGUACAGCUAUCAGAGAAUUAAGAGAAGCCGAAGAAGAUGAAAUGAAUGCUCUAGAUAUUGAUUACGAUGGUCAAUACUUUGUGUCGGGUGGUAAACAAAAGGUUGUCAAUGUUUGGCACUAUGACAACGGUGAAAUUGUUCAACAAGGUUUAGGACAUGCAGGAAAUAUCACAAAAGCAAAGUUUAGUCCUUGUGGACGAUUUAUUUGUAGUGUCGGAGAAGAAGGAGGUGUAUUCAUUUGGCGACCACAUUUCCAUCCUUAAUAAAUAUUUUGUAAAAGACAACUUUCU